Messenger RNA from Serpula lacrymans var. lacrymans S7.9, 1853 nucleotides. RefSeq lists its product as uncharacterized. The transcript has 3 exons. Bases 184 to 1638 code for a protein of 484 amino acids. The record is from RefSeq and is a predicted model, not a curated record. NCBI's taxonomy places the organism in Eukaryota, Fungi, Basidiomycota, Agaricomycetes, Boletales, Serpulaceae.
UUCUUUCUUUGUUAUCCAUGCAACAAGUACUACUAUUUCGUCGUUUGGGUGUAUUAUGAAAGGGGCGUGACUUUUUUCUGCCACAGAUAGCGCGUGAUACAAAACCGCAAGGUUUUAGCGCUUCCUUUACUCGCUUCUCACUUACGUCUUGCUCACAAUCCCAUCCGCACUACCACCACACCAAUGUUACCUCUCUCGAUAGUAUCUUCACCCACUCCAUCUGCUGCAAGCCGCCUGUCUGACGGCAGCCGUCAUUCGGAUGGUCCUCUCCCAUUUCCCAGAAACCCCAGUGUUUCUGAUUUCGAGAUCGAGCGCCCAACCAAGUUUUCACCCGCUCAACCCAAAAGGCCUCUCACACGGCGACUCCAAUCUGACUAUGAUAACGAACAUGCUCUCCGUGCUAGUGUCUCACGUUUGAUUGCAGCUAAAGCGCGUCCGUUUACUGUGUCCGGUCGCAUACCUAUGGAUCCGUCCGCUCUUAUCCUCUUUUUCCGAUCAAAGAGUGGCAUAACGCAUUCUCUUGAUUUUCCCAUCGAUGUCGAUAUCGAUACUCCACCAGCCCUUGAUGUACUCAUCGCAGCAUGUCGACCACAUCAAGUUGUAGAGUUUGAUACUUACUCCGAUCGGGAAUCGCUCUUUUAUCCACCCAACCUACCAUUAACUGCCACCCUCGAGAUCGCAAAUCAUCCCAUUCUGGAAGCAGUUCGUAAUAUGCUUUUCCCAAAUCUACCUGUUGGUCAUUAUUUGAUUACCACGAGAGAUAAAUUAGAGGUCGUCGUAUGCGGUGGUCGCACACCUCUGCAACCUUCGAGCCUACGUAACGAUGGCAGAGUGGCGACUAUUCAAGUUACCUUGCCAGUGCGGUUCCGAGGGGGUGGCCUUGUCAUCCGUGAUGCUGAAGGCCGCGAGGAAAAAUACUACGGAAGAGGCGGAAAGGCUGGAGAUAUGGAGUGGACUGCGUUUCUCGCAGAGUGCGAAUAUGAGGUGGAGCCUGUGCAGAGGGGAUGUAGGAUCAGUAUCUCGUAUGGGGUGCACCUGAAGACAUUUGGACCUACCGUGGAUCCCCUUAUCACUCCCAGUGAAAAGUUCCUCGACUUUCUCACCCCCGUGUUGAAUAUGUCUCGAGGACGUAAAAUCGCGUUUUAUUUGACGCAAGAGUACACUGUCAAUCCCUCCGAGGUCCUCGCAGAUUCGUUGGUUCCCCACCUGAAAGGAAACGAUUCAUUACUAUAUCACGCUAUCAAAAUAUUCAAGCUUGCACCGGAGCUUCACUGGUCGGCGGGCGGCUACAUAUGGCCUAUCGAUCGCACCGUCGAAUGUGGGAAUGAGGCAGAAUCGAGCCCCAGCGGCGCUCGAAUGACUUUUGGAGGCUAUGGAUCCUCGCGGCGAACGGCUGGUCGUGCGUUCAGCGGCUACGGCGACUCUGACGAAGAAGAGGCUGAGAUUAUGAGGGCAGAAGCGGAUAGUUUGAGGUUUAGAGUUGAAGAAAGCGGUGCCAUCCCACUCGCCGAAGCUGAGAUCUUUGUUCUAUCAGACUGGAGUCCAGGGCCGAUGUCGAAGGAAAAGGUUCCGUUCGUGUCCAACGGCGAACUCGAAAAAUUGCUGGUCAAUGUCCUCCUGGUGACUUAUGUCCCCUGAGGCGCGAAGACGGCUGGCCCGUUGCUUACUUUGAUGACACCCCCACGUUCACAUUUAGUAGUACGAUCGCACGAAUAUCUGGACGUUGGCUGUUUUUCUCUCAUCUUAAUGUUUUCCUGUUAAAUUUCUUCAGCGCAAUUGUACGUAGGAUGUAUUUUACGAAUGUACGGUACCAUAACAUAGGAAAUCCUGGAAUUUAAAAAAAUGGUUAGAUU